Plasmodium yoelii is the source of this 1785-nucleotide messenger RNA. RefSeq names its product microgamete surface protein MiGS. The record is from RefSeq and is a predicted model, not a curated record. The coding region runs from base 1 to 1785 and encodes 594 amino acids. Gene Ontology annotation, molecular function: aspartic-type endopeptidase activity. NCBI's taxonomy places the organism in Eukaryota, Apicomplexa, Aconoidasida, Haemosporida, Plasmodiidae. Gene Ontology annotation, biological process: proteolysis. The transcript is spliced from 6 exons.
AUGUCUCAAAAAUAUUUAGUAAUCGUCCAUUGCGUUUUCCUUCUUUUGAACUUAUUCAAAACAAAUUGCUAUUCCGUACAAUCUCACAGCAAUUUGAAAACAAAUAAUUCUCAAUGUAUUGGCUGUAUGAAUGGAAAAACUAAAACAUUAAGAAACAUCGAAAGUAAAAAUAAUAGAAUCAAUAGUUCUUUCUUACAUGUACGAGAAGAUGAAGAAGAUGAUAAUACAUUUUAUAGUCUCAAAUUAAAUGAAAAAAAUUUUAGAUGGAGCAUACCAUUAGCAAUAGGUUCAGAUAAGACUGUUAUUGAUUUAGUUUUAACUAUUGCAAAUUCUUCUACUGCAUUUUAUUGCUAUGAUGAAAAGAAACCCUCUCCAGAUACAGAAACAUUAGGAUAUGAUUUAUCGAAAUCUACAGAUUUGAAAUAUGUUGAUUGUAAAGAUGAAACAUGUACUGAAAUUUUAGGAAGUAAUAAGUGUUUAAUUUUAGAAGAAUAUUUUAAAUUAUUAAAUGGAUAUGUUUUGAGAAAAAAAAGUUGUAAAAGCAAAUUUUGUGAUUAUGUAAAUAAAAUGAAUUUUUUAAAUAUGAGUAAUCCAGGUGUAGAUAAAAAUGCAUCUGUAUGUCCAUUUGAUAAUAAAGUUGAUAGUGAUAAAAUUAAAGGGUUCUAUUUUAAUGAUUCCUUUUUAAUUAGUAAGGAAAAAAAAGUUACAUAUAAUUAUUUUGGAUGUAUAACAGAAAAUGAAAAUUUAAAUAUUAAUGAAAAUACAUCUGGUAUUAUUGGAUUAACUAAUGAUUAUAAAGCUGAUAAGAAAUAUUCAUCUAUUUUAAAUUCUUUUAUUUCAAAUUCCGAAUCAAAAAAAAAUAUAUUUGGUGUAUGCUUAAUUGAUGGGGGUGGGUUUAUUUCAUUUGGAGGAUAUGACAAAUUAGCAUUAAAACCUGGUGUGCCUCCAAAAAAAGUAAAAGGCCCAGAAGAUAGUGAUGAUUCUGUAGACACAUCUUAUAGAAACACAUUAUUAUCUAUUGGAGAUGAUUCAGAUGGUUUAAUUUGGGUAGACUAUUCCGAAUCUACAAAUGAAUUAUACAAAGUAAAAGUGACAAAAAUAAAUGUGAACGUAACUGAUGAUAGCUCAGAACAUGAAGUUAACAAAGAUUUUAUCCUUGAUACAUAUGACUACUUUAUAUCGCUACCCAGAGAAAUUUCAGCUAAACUUACAGAAAAAAUUAAUAAAAUAUGUAAAGAUUUAAAUGACAAAUGUAAACAAGUUGAAAAUUCUGGAACAUUCCAAAUGGAAAGUGAGCAAGUAGCAUCUUUCCCAGCCAUAGAAUUUUAUUUCAAUGAAAACAAAGUGGUGGUCCAACCCCAAGAUUAUAUAAUAAAUGACGGAGAUAAAAAUUACAAAAUUUUAGUAAAACAUGCUGAAAGCAAUGAAAAACUUGGAGUCCCAUUUUUCUUGAGCAAAUAUAUAAUAUUUGACAACGAACAAAAGAAAUUAGGUAUUGCCCAAUCUGCAUGCCAAACUAAAAACGCAUUCUCACCACAAGAUUCUUCUGUCAAACCACCAGUAGUACCUAAAGAACCAACCGAAGUUGUUGAUCUCCCAGCCAAAGAUAAAGGGCCAGGUGAUGUCAUUGUAGUUCCAGGUGAAGAUAAAAGACCAGGCGAAGUUAUAGUACCAGAGGACGGUGAAGAUAAAGGUUUUUACGAAAAAAAUAAAACAGCCAUUUUAGCAGUCUCUGGUGUUGCUGUUUCAGGAUCUAUUAUUGGAAGUAUUUUUUACCUUUUAUAA